Molecule: messenger RNA, 1002 nt
Organism: Penicillium verrucosum
Lineage: Eukaryota; Fungi; Ascomycota; Eurotiomycetes; Eurotiales; Aspergillaceae
Exons: 5
Coding region: 1-1002 (333 amino acids)
Source: RefSeq, a predicted model, not a curated record
AUGGCCCAGAUAUUCCUUACCGGUGCCACGGGCUACAUAGGAGGCGAAGUCCUCCACACUUUACAGCAUGUGCAUCCCGAGUAUGAGGUUGCCGCCUUGAUCAGAGAUAGUGAAAAGGGGGGCAAGGUUUUGGCUGCAUACCCUAAAGUCCGAGUGGUCCUUGCGGAUUUGGAUGAUGUUGAAACCAUUGAGAAAGAAUCGCGCAAAGCCAACAUCGUUAUCCAUACUGCUAGUAACAAGCAUAUCAAAAGCGUGGAAGCGAUCGGAAGGGGCCUGGCGGGACGUCAGAAUGCCUAUUACAUUCAAGUUACCGGAGCUAGCGUUCUGGCAGGUCCCGAGGUUGAUAAAAACUUAUAUGGCGAGCCCUCAGAUCAAAUCAUUGAUGACUUGGAUAACGCUGCUGAUCUCCGGGACAUAAUUCGGGCGUACAAAGAUCGUCGAGUGGUGGACAACUACAUUCUCGAUCUGGGUUCAGGUGGCCCCAAAACUGCGAUCAUCUUCCCUCCUAUCAUAUUUGGCGCCGGUAAAGGUCCCGUGAAUCAACGCAGCAUCCAGGUUCCCUCCUUGGCCCGGGCCGCUCUGCUGCAACGUGUUGGUCUAUAUCUUGGCAGGGGACUGAGUCGAUGGGGCAUUGUUCAUGUCUCUGAAUUGGCUGAUCUCUUUGUCAAAUUGGCGGAGCAUGCUGUCAACGCAUCCUCCGGUCCUAUCUGGAAUGAAAAUGGCCUUUUCUUUGCCGAAAAAGGCUUCGAGAGCUUCAAAGAUAUCGCUUUAAUGAUCGCCAAAGAGGCCCAUGGCCUCGGCUACAUUGAUUCGCCGGAUUCAGUGAAAUCCAUGAAUCUCGAUGAGGCCAACGUAGUGAUACCCCAUGGAAGUGUGUUUCUGGGUACCAAUGGUCAAGGUCAAGCUUCAAGAGCAAGAAAGUUAUUGGGAUGGGAACCAAAUGGGGAGAGCUUCCACGACACCGUGCGGGAGACAAUCAUUGCUGAAGCAGCACAGCUGUGA